AUGCCGCGUCUGCUAGCUACUCAGUCUCAUGUCGUGCAUGGAUUCGUCGGUAAUAAAGCUGCCACAUUUCCGCUGCAAUGUAAAGGUUGGGACGUUGAUUGCUUGAAUAGUGUACAGUUUUCCAAUCAUACCGGUUAUGGCAUGGAAAGGGUGUUCGGAACCUGUACUUCGGCACAAGAACUGCAGUUGGUUUUUGACGGGUUAAAAGUGCUCAGCGAUUACGAUGCAAUGUUGUCUGGCUAUUUGCCAAAUCAAGAAUCAGUGGCAUGUAUGGCCAAGAACUACAAAGAGCUUAAAAUGAAACAGCCGAAUUUAAUUUGGCUAUUAGACCCGGUUAUGGGUGAUAAUGGCCAACUCUAUGUGAGCAAGGAUGUAAUUCCAGAAUACAAGUCCUUGGUGCAAUCGUCCUUGGUGGACGUCAUAACUCCGAACCAAUUCGAACUGGAGAUUUUGUAUGGACGAGAAAUUCACAGUUUACGGGAACUUCAAAGCGCGCUUCACACGCUUCACAAGACUGUGCCCAUUAUCGUGGUUACCUCCUGCUCGCCCGAGCUAUUCAACGAUUCCGAGCAUCUUUACUGCGUGGCAUCCAAGCGGGGCCAAACUCCCACUAUCUACAGAGUUCCAAUUAUUGACUCAUAUUUCACAGGUGUUGGCGAUUUGUUUUCAGCGCUCCUGCUAGAUACUAUUUACAACAUGCAAAAGGGUCCAAAGUCCAAGGAUGUCGUCAGUCUGGAUAUCAACCAUGUGCUAGGAAUAGUUCAAAAGGUCUUAGCCGUGACAUUGGAAAACUCUCCUACAAACAUCAAGGCUGCCAUGGGAUCGCCGCUUACAAUGAAGGAAAUGGAACUCAGGAUCAUAGAAAGCAGAGAUUGGUAUGUUUUUGCCGGCCCCACCGACAAUUUCGUUUAUAGACAACUGGAUGCAAUAUAG
Molecule: messenger RNA, 933 nt
Organism: Lachancea nothofagi CBS 11611
Lineage: Eukaryota; Fungi; Ascomycota; Saccharomycetes; Saccharomycetales; Saccharomycetaceae
Source: the annotation of a GenBank genome assembly